Camelus dromedarius (Arabian camel) is the source of this 930-nucleotide messenger RNA. Its product is annotated as olfactory receptor 13H1. Gene Ontology annotation, molecular function: olfactory receptor activity; G protein-coupled receptor activity. The record is from RefSeq and is a predicted model, not a curated record. Gene Ontology annotation, cellular component: plasma membrane. NCBI's taxonomy places the organism in Eukaryota, Metazoa, Chordata, Mammalia, Artiodactyla, Camelidae. Gene Ontology annotation, biological process: G protein-coupled receptor signaling pathway; detection of chemical stimulus involved in sensory perception of smell.
AUGGACAUCCAGAACAGCACCGAGGAGCUCUACUUCAUUCUGCUGGAGCUGUCCCAGUACCCCAGGGCUCAGACCGUCUUCUUCUGUUUGCUCCUCAUGUCCUACAUCAUCACCCUUCUGGGGAACAGCCUUGUGCUGCUCCUGAUCUGCUAUGACCCCCAGCUCCACAUGCGCAUGUACUUUUUCAUCAGCAACCUGUCCUUCCUGGAUAUGUGUUACAUCACGUCCAGUGUGCCCCAGACCCUCAUCAACUGCUUGGUGACCAUUCCCGCCAUCUCGCUAGGACAGUGCUUGGCCCAGAUGGCUGUGGGGCUGUACCUGGGUGUUGUGGAGUGCCUCCUGCUGGCCGCCAUGGCCUAUGACCGCUGUGUGGCUAUUGGUGACCCCCUGCACUACUCUGUGCACAUGGGGCCCCGGCUCUGUGGCCUGUUGGCUGGGACUUCAUGGACUGCAGCCUUCCUGCUGACAAUGGUCCUCGUAAUGACCAUGCCCUUGGAAUUCUGUGGUCACCAAGUCAUCAACCACUUCUCAUGUGAGCUCCUGGCCCUGCUCAAGCUUGCCUGUUCUGACCUGCAUUUCUAUGAGUUGAUCAUGUGAAUCAGCGCCCUGGCCCUGUUGGCUCCUUUUGCCUUCGUUGUGGCCUCCCAUGGAUGGAUCCUGGUGGCUGUGCUGAGGAUACAGUCCACAGAGGGCCGUGGCAAGGCAUUUUCCACCUGCGGAUCACACCUCAUAGUGGUGGCCCUGUUCUAUGGCACAGCCAUCUCCAUGUAUAUGACGCCACAGGACAAGACCACCCAUGACCGAGACAAGAUCAUCUCCAUAUCCUACGGCAUCCUCACCCCCAUGAUGAACCCCUUCAUCUACAGCCUGCGGAACAAGGACGUGAAAGGGGCCUUCAGGAGACUGUUGGGGAGAAGGACUGACCUCUAA